AUGAACUACAACCAGCAUAAUCAAGAUGACUUUGAAGAUAUUCUAAAGAAUUUAGUGCCAUAUGACGAAGCCGAGCAGCAAGAGAGGAAUGAGACAGAGGACGAAGAAUUAGAAAUAUUUGACAUGGAUGCCUUUGAAAAUGACUUAUCAGAGGACCUCACACACGAUAAUUUCUUCAUAACAAAGCCAACAAAGGAAGAAAGGGAAAGGGAGAAGAAAGAAAAAGAGAAGAAAGAGAGGGAAAAGGAGCAAAAAGAGCAAAAAGAGCGUGAGGAGAAGGAAGAAGAGGAGAGAAACCAGAAGGAAAGGGAAGAUUUUGUGAAUAUCCAGAAUAUAAAUAAAACACAGAGUGUAAGCGAGGAUACGCAGCAGACAGACAGAACAGAGGAGGAAUUUAAAUUUACACCAGAAGACACUUUUAAUGCAGAAUAUUCGCCAGAAGGCAUUAAUGCAGAGACUGAGUCACCAGAAGACACUUUUAAUGCAGAGACUGAGUCACCAAGUCUACAGAACACACUAGUGAGUAGCAGUACACUUGAACUGACACCAGAGCUGGACAGUCAAGAAUUUGAUGGAAUGCGCGCAGUACCAGAUAAUUCAUACGAAAAUGUGACAGAGCAGAGUGCACAAAGUAGCUCAGAGACCAGCACACUUGAGCUCACGCCUGAAUUAGCAGAACAAGAGUUUGAAUAUUCACCUGAUGAGAGUCAGAAAGCAGAAGAGUAUAUGCAUAGACCAGAAAAAACAGAAUACCCUUUAGAAGAGGAAGUGCCUGAAGAGGAGCACAAUGGCAACUAUAUGCCUGAAACUGUGCCUCACGAAGAAGCAGUUGUGCCAAAUACUCAGCCAGAGUACAUUCCUAAUACGAACAGUCCAAUAAAACACAUGAAGAACUCGCCAUGGUAUAUUCCUGAACAGGAUGUACAGGAUGUGCCAGUGCCAAAUACUUCUAAUGCUGAAGGUUCUGUGUUUAAACCUAUUCCUGAUGUGUUUAAUGCGCCACAGGAUAGCAGCUGGACACUUGAUGAGUACUUCCAGAUGUCGCCUGAGAGCAGCUCUAAUAAUGAAGAUGUAUUCUAUCAGAACAAUGAACAGGAGAUCUUCGGAAUGGACGAGUCCAAUUCAGGGUGUAAUGUGUCUUCUACAGACAAUUCGUGUGCACAAGAUGCAUACGUACAUAAUCCUGAGAGCAUUCCUGUAGAAAAUAAAGAAGAGGAAUCUCCUGCCACUGGAAGCGAAGAGUCGUCUUCUCUUGAUGAGUUGUUCAAAGACUGUCCGCCCAUUGAUCCUAACACAUUUAAGUAUGCCCCUGAUUAUCAACAAAGCACAGAACUUGACUACACAAAUGCCGAACCAAUUCCAGAGGACUAUCCUGAAAUACCACAGAAUGCUUAUGUAUACGACCAGCCGGUGGAAGAGAGUGCACCUGCUGUGAAUAGUUCUGCAAAUCCAAUUGUUUAUUCUCCACAGGAAUAUACGUAUAAUAAUGCAAACCCUUCUGUAAAGAAACAGGCUUUUAUUCCUACAUCACCUUUCCAGCACAGCCAGCCAAGCCAAGUACCAGCACAUAAUGAUUUACAACAUGCGCAUGCACUGCCUGGCGUAGAGGACACACCCGUUUCACUGAACACUGUGGAAGAACAUGGCCAUGUGUUAGAAAUACCCGGGGAUAAAGAAGCCUCUGAUAUGCACUCCCACCCAACUGCGCAUAUUCAAAUGACAUUCUGCGGGGAUAAAUUUAUUGUUUUCUCUUCUACACCGAGUGUUACUAAUCCUCAUAAGUUAUUGCCAAAUCCUGUUAAGACAGUAGAACUAUCCGGUGAGAUAAAAACCGACAAUGUCAAACAGAAGUCUACUCAGGAAUUGGUUAAUUCGCUUAUUCAGACAUAUCCUAUGAAUUAUUCUUCCUCCGACCACCCACUGAACUACCUUAUAUCAAAAAGUAUUGAUACUCUUAGUAAAAGAAGCACUAAAAGAAUUCCCUCCAUUCCAAUAAAGGAAUAUAUCCCAGAAGUAUCUCAGGAUAUAAAUAGUGCAAUGCUUCAGAACAAUUGGGCAGAAGCAUUCUUUUUAUCCUCACAGAAUGCAGAAUACUUACUGUGUGUACAGGACAAGUAUGCCAAGCAUACAACAGAAACAGUAACCGAUUACAUUUCAGUCUUAUUGUCUACACAGUGUAAUAUUCCAUCAAGACUCUUCAGCCAGCCAGAUGUUCUGGAUAACUACUUGACCAUUCUUUCAAUGGGCAUAAAGUAUAAGAAUGAUAAAGCACUGGAAGAAUUAAUUAGUGCCCUCUUUAAGAACAACAGAAUGGAUGCGGGUGUUAUAUCAGUAAUUAUAUCCGGACUGAUUGACGGGUUUACAGAUAAAAUAUUUGAUAUAAAUACGCUUCUAAUCAUUGGAAAGUUAAAGGAGAAAGAAGAGGCAGUAAGAGUUCGUGUAAAAGAACUUCUUAGAAGAGUCAAGGUGAUUAAUAAAAAGAGGACCCAGGAGAUAUACAAAGAGAACAAAGAUAUUUUCAAUCGCACAGAUAAAAAAGAGAUAGAAGAGUUCCUUUGUAUAGAAAGCAGCUCAUGGGGACUCCAGGGAAUAAUCAAUGCAGUGGACAAGGGAAUUACAAGAAUGGUUAGUACGCCAAACACAGCACAGCCCACUACAGUAAGCACACCACAGACUAAUUCAUUUGAAGUGCAUAAGCCACAGCCUGUGCAGAGUGCGCCAUUCCCAGCACAGCCUACUAUUGGUCUUGGGCAGGGUGUGACUUCUCCUGUUGGAAAGAGUACUUUUGUUAAAAAGAGGAUUGCUCAUAUGAACAGGCCAACUUUCCCAUUGAAUAAGCCAGCACCAGAAGCACAGCGUGUUACGAGUGAAAGCCAGAUGCCACCAGCACAGAAUGCCUCUACAAGCCAUUCCAGCACACUGCCACUUGGAAGUACGGCAAUUCCCAUGCCUUCUAUGCCCUCAAGCUCUGAAACAGCACAGAAGACAAUGCCAAUUCCAGGCAUACCAAUGCCUUCUAUACCUCUAAGUGCAUCGCAGCAACCUAAUAAUCCUGCCAUGCCAGUAAUUCCUCAAGGCAUACCUAAGCCAGCGCCUUCGAUGCCAUUUUCACCAAAGGCUAGUGGCAUUCCAAUGCCUUCUAUACCCUCCACGGCACAGCCUAGUAGUAUUCCUACAAGGCCAGCACCUUCCAUGCCCAUGCCAGUAAUUCCCCAAGGCAUGUCUAGGCCAUCACCUUCGAUGCCCCUUUCUUCAUCAGCACAGCCUAGCAGCACUUCUGGAAAACAAGCAUCACCUUCUAUGCCCAUGUCAGUAAUUCCUCAAGGUAUGUCUAGGCCAGCACCUUCGAUGCCAAUGCCUUCUAUAUCAGCUGCUACACAGGCCAGUGCUACUACAAAACCAGCACCUUCUAUGCCCAUGCCAUCUGCUGCACAGCCUAGUAGUAUUCCUACAAAUUCAGCACCUUCUAUGCCAGCGGCAGCAGAACCAUCUCCAAUCAUGCCAUACAAACCAGCGCCAAAGGUUGAAGAAACGCCUGAAGAGGACAUUGACUAUAAGAAGUUGUACUCUGAUAAGUCAAGGUAUCAAAUAAUUGAUUCUACUCCAGAGAAAAGCUCUUGGCUAGGAUAUAUUCCCGGAGUAAAUGCACUGUCUGGAAUAGUCAAAAAAAUAGCAGGACAGAAUAAUAUUCCAGUAAUUGAACUGUCACAAGACACAACCUUUGUGCUCGACAAGAAAUUAAACAAGUGGAUAACUGUUGAUGCAAAGACGCUUAAACCCAUUAAAAUAUGCGCCUCCAAGGCAUCUGAUGAGGCAGCAUCUAACAGUGUUUCUGCUCCUAUACCGAUGCCUGUGCUUACAGGAAAAAUCCCAAAGCGCGGUCCAGAUGGAAAGGUUGAUUUUGGUCCAGUGGGAACUAGCUUAGAAGCAAGGUAUGGUAAGCCAAUGAUACAGUCAUCGAUUGAUACAACAAUCCAAGACACAGCCCCAGCCUUCCCUACUUCACAGAAUAUGUACUCCAGAAAGAACGCGAAAGUCUUUGUUCCUAAACUUCCCAUAGAAGAUACAAAUACACAAUAA
Nematocida parisii ERTm1 is the source of this 4080-nucleotide messenger RNA. RefSeq lists its product as uncharacterized. The transcript has a single exon. The record is from RefSeq and is a predicted model, not a curated record. The coding region runs from base 1 to 4080 and encodes 1359 amino acids. NCBI's taxonomy places the organism in Eukaryota, Fungi, Microsporidia.